Messenger RNA from Protopterus annectens (West African lungfish), 1978 nucleotides. It is a transcript of the gene RAB3D, whose product is annotated as RAB3D, member RAS oncogene family. Gene Ontology annotation, molecular function: GTP binding; GTPase activity. The coding region runs from base 195 to 857 and encodes 220 amino acids. Gene Ontology annotation, cellular component: plasma membrane; endosome; synaptic vesicle. Lineage: Eukaryota; Metazoa; Chordata; Ceratodontiformes; Protopteridae. The transcript is spliced from 5 exons. The record is from RefSeq and is a predicted model, not a curated record. Gene Ontology annotation, biological process: regulation of exocytosis; protein secretion; protein localization to plasma membrane.
UCUUCUGCUUCCUUGACUUUUUUUUCCUUUUUGUAAAUUACUCAGAUCCGGGUGGAGAGUGCAAGUGAAAGGCUGGGAGGGAGAAGAGCAGACAGACUUAACCAAGGCAGAGCAAAAGGACAUCCUGCUAUUUCAACUUCUCCCUCCAAGUAAAAGAGGAAGGAAACUAUAUAAACAGGGACUUAUACAGAAAGAUGGCUUCAGCAAAUGACACCAGGCAUACACAGAACAAAGAUGCAGCAGAUCAGAACUUCGACUGUAUGUUCAAGCUUCUUAUUAUUGGAAAUAGCAGUGUAGGAAAGACGUCGUUCCUCUUCCGCUAUGCUGACGAUUCUUUUACUUCCGCCUUUGUCAGCACAGUUGGCAUUGACUUCAAGGUGAAAACAGUCUGCAGAAAUGAAAAGAGGAUCAAACUACAGAUUUGGGACACAGCAGGACAGGAGAGAUACCGGACUAUCACAACUGCCUACUACAGAGGAGCUAUGGGCUUCUUGCUAAUGUACGAUAUUACAAAUCAGGACUCCUUCCAUGCAGUACAAGACUGGGCAACCCAAAUUAAGACAUAUUCCUGGGACAAUGCUCAGGUCAUUUUGGUAGGAAAUAAAUGUGACCUUGAGGAUGAUCGUGUGGUACCGGCUGAGGAAGGAAAGCGGCUAGGUGUUGAACUGGGUUUCGAUUUCUUUGAAGCAAGUGCCAAGGAUAAUAUUAAUGUGAAACAGACAUUUGAGCACCUAGUGGGCAUGAUCUGUGAGAAGAUGAAUGAGAGCUUGGAUGCCAGCCCAUCCCUGGUCAGCAACAACAAGGGAGCCACCUUAUCUGAAAAACCACCUCAACAGCAGAGCGGGUGCUCCUGCUAGAAAUCACUCUUUCCACCUUCUACAUGCGACUUUUCUUACUGCCUAAAGAAACUGCAUGGAUGUCAAAACCUGAUCAGGGGAGGGACACUUGCAGAGAUGGGGUAGGGGAGGACAUGAUGUAGCCAAGCUGGCAUUACAUCUAGUACAUACACCUUUUACUGGAAAUGUAUUGGUAUUUACCAGGAGAUCUUUUGGGUGACUGAAGUGCUACACAAAUUACAUAUGAAGGGUUAUGACAUCUGUAAAGUGAAAUGUAUUUGCAGAUGCAGUGUGCUGCAGUAUUCCCUCAGAGUAUUAUGAAAUAGAAGGCCUUUGAAUGGAUUGCAUUUGCCUUUAUGAAUUAAUUUUAUGGUACAGCUUGCUGCUCAUAGCUUUUUCCGUCAUUCCUUUUGCUUUUAAAUACUGUCCAAGGAGCUUGUAUGGGUCAUAGGGAGGUCACUACCUACACAGUACAACUAAGAAAAUCGUAAGUGCAACAAAAUGGAAAUCUUACCAUCUGUGUGCAAACAUGCUGGCAGUUCUGAUUUAGAGUUAGACUCAUAACUAGUUCAGCAUUUCAACAAUAGGCAGUAUAUGCCUAUAAUUGCAGUUUGAUAAGGUUUUAAUAGGGAGAUAUUGUCCUUGCCAAUGUACUGCAAACAGCCAGUUUCAGCAUUUUCAGUGCUGCUGUGUCCCUAUAGUCUCAUUUAAAACCUAAAUACUGGAUGAAAUGCAACACAUUGCCAAAAUUAGGACAUUCGUUUUAAGUUAAAGCUGGUUGGGAAAAUAUUAGUCCUUAUUUGAUUUUAACCUGAUUACUAGAGAUGGACUACAUUUUUUAAACAUCUGUUUAAAUGUUACAAUGAUCCAGAAAUGGUUCACAGUUGUACUGAAUAAUUGGUAAAAAAAAAUGCAUUUCAGCACAGUUAUAGUUUGAAAUUUUCCAGUGAUGCAUUAUUAAAAGCUUGCCCUGAGCAUAAUCCAAAAUUUUUUUUUUGUUUAGUUUUACCCUUGGGUGUUUGGUUUUAUUUGUCUUAAGAAGUUUUCUUUAUACUUCACCAAAGCAAUGUUUCUGUCAGUAAAGAAGUCAACCAGUAAGUUAUUAUUCUUUCAAAAAUAAAAUUUAAACUUGGAAAAAGUCA